AGUCCGUGUUCAGACUUCUCAAGGAAGGGAAGUCGUGUGGAAUAAGAAAAUAUUAAAAUUACUGGAUUAAUUUUACUUUAGAACUAGUUUCGUGAAAUUUUAAAAUGUUUAACAUUAUUUUAAUUUGCUUAGCGGGUGUUGCUUUUGCCGGUGCACAAACUAAUGAUCCAACUUUCGAUGGAAUUUUUACUACUCCCACGCCAACUUCCGCUCUAACUGAUGAGUAUGUCCAACCACAAAAUAAACAAGAUCAAUUUGAUUGGAGGCUUUCAAGGGCUGUUUUUCAAAGUAGCAAAGGCGGAAAUGUCAUUUUGUCACCGUUGUCUGUCAAACUUUUGUUGACAUUGCUCGCUGAAGCUGCAGGUCAAACUGUCGAAUCUUUGACAAGAAAAGAAUUGGAACAAGUUUUACCUUACAACAAGAAUCUUAACGAUGCAAAAGAAUAUUUCCAGAAGAUUUUACUAUCUCUAGAAUCUAAAAGUGAAGAAUAUGCUGUUAAUUUUGGUACAAAAAUUUAUGUUGAUAAAAAUGUUGCUGUCAACCAAAGAUUUGGUUCGAUUGCUAACCACAACUAUUUAGUUGACAUUGAAAAUCUUAACUUUGAUGAUUCACGAGGGUCUGCACAAAAAAUUAACAGUUGGAUAUCUGAAAGCACCAAAGGCCGUCUUAAGAGUUUAGUCACCGAAGAUUCUGUUGCGAAUUCCGUUAUCCUACUUAUCAAUGCACUCUACUUUGAGGGAACAUGGCGAUAUGGUUUCAAUAACACCUUCACUGGUGGCUUUUAUUCUCAACCUGGACAAAGAGUUGACAAAAGCUUCGUAGAAGUAACAAGAAAUUUCUAUUAUUAUUAUUCAAAGCAGUUGGCUUCUCAUAUUAUUCGUUUGCCUUACAAUGGACGACGUUAUUCCAUGUUCAUUAUUUUACCGAAAGAACCCAACGGUUUGGAAGGCGUUGUCAAUCGUGUCGAUUCAGAAAUAUUGAGAAAUGAAGUUGAGAAUGUAGAUGAAACAGAGGUUCAUGUUGUACUACCAAAGUUUAAAUUUGAUUCGUCAAUAAAUCUCAACGAUGUCAUUAAAAGUCUUGGUAUAAGAGAAAUAUUCGAGACGAAUGCAACGUUCCCUUUACUUGCACGAGGCGGUACAACUGAAGGAAAGCUCAAAGUAUCAAACAUUAUUCAAAAAUCAGGAAUUGUUGUAGAUGAAAAAGGAACAACUGCAUGGUCUGCAACUGAAAUUGAGUUGGUGAAUAAGUUUGGAGGUGAACCCAGAGAAUUCAUAGCCGAUCAUCCUUUCCUUUUCUACAUUGAAGAUGAUACAACGGGAGCUAAGCUUUUCACUGGAAUUGUGAAUAAUCCAGAAUUUUAACAUGAAGGAAAACAUCAAAACAUUGAAAAUUUCCUUCAUUGGAAAUGUUUAGACAUUGGAAAUGUCGAGAAUAUUUAAAUUUAAUUUUUAUUUCCACAACACCUACUUGUAUGUAUCUAUUUGUAUUUGUUAUAAGAAAUUGAUUUGAAUAAAGCAGAAGAUGUUUAAGCAAGUUAGGAAGAAGAAUUAAUUUAAAUUGAAUAA
Clunio marinus is the source of this 1568-nucleotide messenger RNA. The record is from the annotation of a GenBank genome assembly. NCBI's taxonomy places the organism in Eukaryota, Metazoa, Arthropoda, Insecta, Diptera, Chironomidae.